Molecule: messenger RNA, 1229 nt
Organism: Aphanomyces astaci
Lineage: Eukaryota; Oomycota; Saprolegniomycetes; Saprolegniales; Verrucalvaceae
Exons: 5
Coding region: 14-1027 (337 amino acids)
Biological process (GO): UDP-galactose transmembrane transport
Cellular component (GO): endoplasmic reticulum membrane; Golgi membrane
Molecular function (GO): UDP-galactose transmembrane transporter activity; UDP-glucose transmembrane transporter activity
Source: RefSeq, a predicted model, not a curated record
CUUAUUUUUCAACAUGUCGAGCGCAAAGCAAGCUGCUCCAGCCGCGGCGGCGGCAGGUGUACUGGACCUCCUGGUGUGUAUCGGUGGCAUUUACACGUGCUACUUGUCCUACGGCAUCUUCCAAGAGAAAAUCUUCAAGUAUCGCGACGCCGACAGCCACAAGUUCACGUCGACGUUGUUCUUGCUCUUCAUCCAAUGCAUCUUCAACUCCUUCGUAGCAUACAUUGCGACAUUCAUUUGGGUCCCCAAGAACAAGAAUGUCCCGCUCGGUCCGUUUGCGUUCUCAGCGUUUUCGUACUUGGGCGCCAUGUUGUGCAGCAAUGAAGCCCUCAAAUACGUCAACUACCCCACCCAAGCCCUGGGCAAAUCGUGCAAGAUGAUUCCGGUCAUGUUGAUGGGCGUGGUUCUUGGCCGCAAGAAGUACUCGUGGAAGGAGUACGUGUCGGUGAUCUUGAUCACGGCUGGCAUUGUGAUCUUCCAGCUGGGCAAGGAUUCGUCCAAGGGCAGCGGCAAGCAGCAACAGACCGAGAACAGCGUGUACGGCCUCGGGCUGCUCUUCGUGAGUCUCUUUCUGGACGGCCUCACCGGAUCAGGCCAGGAGCAAAUGGUCGAGCAGCACAAGCCUUCCGUGCACCAGCAAAUGCUCAACACAAACGUCUGGGCAGUCAUUUACACUGGCAUUGGCUGCGUGAUCACGGGCCACGGCAUCCAUGGGCUCAACUUUUGCUUGGCCAACCCCGAGAUUUACCAGUCGCUGCUGUACUUUUCCAUUUGCAGCGCAUUGGGCCAGAACUUUAUCUACUUCACCCUGCAGCGGUUCUCGGCCCUCACCUGCACAACCAUCACCACCACGCGCAAGUUCUUCACGAUCCUCGCGUCCGUCAUGUACUUUGGCAACCCCCUCGCCGACCAGCAAUGGGUCGGCGUCGGCGUCGUCUUCACCGGCAUUGGCAUUGAGUUGACCACCAAGUAUGCCAAGUAUGGCGCCGCCCAAGCCAAGAAGGCGGACGAUAAAAAGACACGAUAAAUAUUGUGCUUUCGAGGGAAAUUUCGUGGUUUCUCGUUGGAAUUUCAAUCGAUUUGAUUGCCUCCUUCAGAAGAGCUCAAAAUUAUUAGCCAAUCAAAACCCAUUUCUCAAUGAAAUUUAACCAAUCAGAUCGAUUGUGGAUCGGUUUGGUCGGCGCGAUUCGAUUGCACCCCCUCCCCAAAUUUGUAUCAAAUCGACAAUA